Molecule: messenger RNA, 1909 nt
Organism: Cyprinus carpio (common carp)
Lineage: Eukaryota; Metazoa; Chordata; Actinopteri; Cypriniformes; Cyprinidae
Product: transcription factor Sox-17-alpha-like
Biological process (GO): angiogenesis; positive regulation of transcription by RNA polymerase II; anatomical structure morphogenesis
Molecular function (GO): RNA polymerase II cis-regulatory region sequence-specific DNA binding; DNA-binding transcription activator activity, RNA polymerase II-specific
Source: RefSeq, a predicted model, not a curated record
UACUGUAUGCAUUCAAUGAAGGGAAACUCUGCAAAGAACAUUAAAGGAUAAGUUGUUCAGGCCACCCAUAGGCUACAGUCUAGUUUAAUCGGUGAUCACCAAGGAUACGCGUCCAGUGCGUGUAGGAAAUGAGCAGUCCCGAUGCGGGUUACGCCAGUGACGACUCGAGCCAGACCCGAGGCACCAGCUCAAUCUUAAUGUCUGGGAUGAGGCAGUGCGCGUGGUACCGGCACAGUCCGCUUACUGACACGAAAGCAAAACACGAGAAAUGUUCUUCAGCGGGUCCCAGUCGCGGAAAGAGCGAGCCGCGCAUCCGCAGGCCGAUGAACGCAUUUAUGGUGUGGGCGAAAGAUGAGCGCAAGAGGCUUGCGCAGCAAAACCCAGAUCUGCACAAUGCAGAGCUUAGUAAAAUGCUUGGUAAGUCAUGGAAAGCUUUACCAAUAGUGGACAAACGUCCAUUUGUUGAGAAGGCAGAAAGUCUCCGAGUGAAACAUAUGCAAGACCACCCAAACUACAAAUAUCGGCCACGGCGUCAUAAACAGGUGAAACGAAAAAAACGACUAGACUCCAACUUUGUGCUUCCUGGGGUGGGGGAUGCUCAGACCCCUUUAGGCAUGGACGGCAUGAGUGUUGGAUAUUCAGAACUGUCCCAAGCUAGGCUGCCUCCAUACUGUGAGACCCAGACUUUGUUUGAGCCCUACAGCUUGCCUACACCUGACCCCUCUCCUAUGGAUGCUGGGACAACAGAGUUUUUUGCCCAUAUUCAGGACAAUCACCAUCAGUCAGGAUACAGCUACUAUAACCACCAAGAGCACAACUUUCAGGAAAACACAAACAUUCUCACCAACAUGCAUACUAACAUGAAAUCACUUACAAACACACAUUUUCAUAGCAUUACUCACAGCAGUGUAAACACACACACCAAUUCUAACUCACACACUUCCAGCAAUACACAGCCUAGUCUAAUGAACAAUGCACACCCACAGCAGCUUUUUAAUGAGAGUACCAAACCACAAACCAGUCACAGUUCUGGUACUCAUCUUAAUUCCAUCGCACACAGCUCUUCUUCUCAUCAAGCCAUGCCUCCUGUUUACCUGAACUGUCCUUCAACUUUAUUUGACCAUUAUAGUUCCAACUCUCAGUUGAAGUGUUCUUAUGAGGAAUUGUCACUGCCUGUUGUCCAUCACCCAUAUAAGCACAACAUUACUGAGCCACACUCACAGGCUCCUGCAGCAGUCCAGAAUCAAGGUUCUAGUGAAAUGGUGGAUGUGUUGGAGUUUGAGCAAUGUCUCUCUUAUGGGGUACACCAUGUACCUUUGCAGGGGUCCAAUUUAAUCUCAACUGUACUGUCUGAUGCUAGCACUGCUGUGUACUACUGUGGCUAUAGUAAUCCCUAAUGAGAUUUUAUAUCCUUUUUGAUAAAACCUGAAUCACACAUAGCCUGGUAAUACCAAACUCUGCUACUUUGCUUGGUUGUACGAGUUCUGACGUAGUCGGGCUAAAUCAUAUGUAUUUUUAUUGUAACUCCAGACACUGAUUAUUUUCAAUGUUCAAUCAAUGAAAAUUUAAUGACACACCCUUUUAACUAAUAGAGUUAUCUAACUGAAAUUUCAGAGGCCUUAAAAUAUGUUUUCAAAUAUGUUUAACUUUGUGUAGUAGCUUAAUGUCUUUAAAAAUGGCAAUAUUAAAUCAUAAUUUGAGUUUUGUUGAUUUUAGUCCAUGUUUGUUUUCUCUGAGGCCAUCUAUAUGCUAGUGUAUACUUUAGCAGUUGCACAUUCAAAAUCGUCUUUCUCUUCCUGUAAAACAGAUCAAAAAUACUAAUGACAUAUCUUGCUCAUGAGGCAAGUAAAAAUGUUGAUCCUGUACUCUCUACAAAGACAGUGUCCUUCCCAAUACCACCUUCCACCUA